Messenger RNA from Peronospora matthiolae, 369 nucleotides. The record is from the annotation of a GenBank genome assembly. Lineage: Eukaryota; Oomycota; Peronosporomycetes; Peronosporales; Peronosporaceae.
AUGAAUAUGUUGGAUGAUGAAGAUGACCAAAGCUUUCACGCUACGCGUGACGGCUACUCCCAUUUGAGCGAUGUCGAAUGGGAUGCGGUUGAACGAAUGGGUUCGACCAUGGGCAUCCAUGCUGUUAGCGUCAUGCUAGAGGCUCUCAAUAGAGAUGCCCAAAAUGCUACUAUCGCCAAGUUCAUUCAAAAUGAACUUGACGCAGAACGCGAGAAAGUAGCCUUGCUUCACCAACAAGGUUCUCAACAAGCAGAGUUGUUGAGAGAACAGGGUGCUCAACAGUUUGAACUGUUGAGACAGCAGCAGGCUGCUGCUGGUGGGUCGAUGCACUCGCGUCGACCCGAAACCUUGAAGAUUGACAUCUCAUAG